UCGCUUCGUGCCCCAGAAGGAUAUUUUUCGUGUUGCGCUCGCCCCGUGUUGUCUAUAGUCUAGUUAGCCUAAGAGCCAGAACCGUUGAAGACGAAGCAAAACGAGAACCCUCAGCAUGGGGGUGGCUGAAGAUUUCGCUCCCAGCUUUGUUAAGAAGCCGCAACUGCAUCAGGAGGAUGACGGCAAUCGCCUCAUAUUUGAGUGCCAACUAUUGUCAUCGCCCAAGCCGGACAUUGAAUGGUUUCGCAGCGAUAAUCAAUUGACAGAGGAUGGUCGAACAAAGUUCAAGAUCCAGCCCAUUGGAGAUAAUAAGUUUACGGUAGUAUUAGAACUCGAUGAUGUAGUAGAAACAGAUGCUGGCCUUUACAAGGUCAAGGCCAAGAACAAAUCCGGCGAAGUAUCUGCAUCAAUUAAUUUAAAUUUCACACUGGGAAAGUUUUCCAUAGUAGAAAGCCCAAGGCAAAUCGACGGUUUCGCGCCGACAUUCGCGAAAAAACCCGCCAUACGACAAGAAGAAGAUGGAAAGCGACUCUUAUUUGAGUGUCGCGUUAAUGCAGAUCCCCUUCCCAAUAUAACUUGGUUUCAUAACGGAACUCCCGUUCAGAAAUCGCCACGACACAAGCUAACCAUUGACAAGGAUGCCCACUCAUAUUUUGCAACACUGGAAAUUCAAAAUGUCACAGUUGAGGAUGCUGGCAAAUACAAAGUGAAUGCAAAGAACGAGCUGGGCGAAAGCAAUGCAACGAUAAGCCUAAAUUUUGACAGCGACGAGGCUCCCGUUCCGGAUUCCUCGGAUGGAAUUAAGCCAACGUUCACCGAACGUCCCGUUAUACGGCAAAGCGAAGAUGGCGGAAACGUAACGUUUGAAUGCAGAUGCGUGGGUGAUCCCACACCAACUGUCACAUGGUCCCAUGGCGAGACAGUACUGAGUGAGGGCAAACGUUACAAAAUGUCACUGACAAUGGAUCAAAAGCUUUAUCAUAUGGCACGAUUGGAGAUCAGUAGUGUUGUUUCUAGUGACCAGGGCGAGUAUCGCGCGCAAGCGAAAAAUAAGCACGGCUCGGGCGUGGCAACGAUAAAUUUGAAUUUCGAAAGUGGCUCGAAAAAAAUACCAGAUGGCAAGUCGCCAAGAUUUCCGAAAAAACCGACGAUCCGUCAAGAAGAGGACAUACUGAUCAUGGAGUGCCAACUGGAGGCACAUCCAGUGCCGGAUAUAACCUGGUAUUGCUCAGAUAAGCAAAUCGUCGAUAGUCAAAGAACCAAAAUGACGCGAAAGGCCAUAACCAAAGACAGUUAUGUGCUCACACUGGAGAUCCAGAAUCCAACUAAAGAGGAUGGCGGCAAUUACCGCUGCAACGCCAUCAACAUGUAUGGCGAAAGCAAUGCAAAUAUAGCACUAAAUUUCCAAGGUGCCAGUGAUGCAAACGGAUUUGCGCCGUCAUUCAUCGAGAAGCCGCGGAUCAUACCGAACGAAUCAGGCACUUUGAUAACUAUGAAGUGCAAAUGCAAGGCCAAACCUGAACCCACAGUUACCUGGUACAGGGGUCAAGAUGUGGUCGAGAAGAGCAAAAAGAUUAAAAUAAACACGGCUGUCAUUGCCGAAGACACAUACGAAUUGACGCUGGAAAUAAAGGAUCCCGGCGCCACCGAUGGUGGAACUUACAGAUGUAACGUCAAAAAUGAAUAUGGCGAAUCAAAUGCCAAUCUCAAUUUGAACAUUGAAGCCGAGCCUGAGCCGGAGGGCGAAGGUCCAACGUUCAUUGAAAAACCUCGCAUUGUUUCCGAGAAUAAUGGAAAGCUCGUAAUCAUGGAAUGCAAGGUAAAAGCAGAUCCCAAACCAGACAUUGUUUGGUUCCGAAACGGCGAGGUUAUCAAGGAGAGCCACAAACUUAAAAUGUCCAUGGAGCAGCGUGGCGACCAGUACUAUAUCAAACUAGAAUUGAUCGACCCCCAACUGGAAGACUCCGGACUUUACAAGUGCAACAUAAAGAACACUUUGGGCGAGCUAAACGCAAACCUGACUCUUAACAUAGAGAUUGUUCCUGUUAUUAAGGACAAGCCAAAGAUUAUCAAGAUCAUCAAAAAGCGUACCGUGGUCAUUGAAUGCACGGUCGCAUCUAAAUUUGAGCCCAAGUGCACAUGGUACAAGGAGUCGAACACUGUUACAGAGAGCAAGCGCCAUGUCUAUCUCGUCGAGCAAACGAAGGAAGGUGAAUUCGCCGUGAAACUGGAGAUCAACGAAGUGGAGGAUAGCGACAAGGGCGCCUAUAAGCUAGUUGCUAAGAAUGAAAAGGGCGAGGCCGUCUCUCAGGUUGUCCACUUAGUUGACAUUCCCGAGGAAGAGCGCAAACCUACGAAGCCCGAAAUCUCACGCAAGUUGGUCGACCAAAAGGUAACGGAGUCCAAGACCUUCGAGCUAUUGAUCAGUCUGAAGCAGUCCGAUCGCAAGUGUAAGAUUGAGUGGUACAAGGGCAGCACACUGAUCCGCGAGACCAAAGACAUAACCACCACAUUUGAUGGAACGACAGCUCGUCUGACAUUCAGCAGCGCCAAAUCCGAACACACUUCCAACUACAAGGUCAUUGCCACAAACGAAGUUGGCAAGGACGAGUCGACGUGUAAGAUAACUGUAGAGAAAAAAGACAAAAAGAAGGACGAAAAGGAAAAGGAGCAGGAGAAGAGCGAGGCCGAAAAGAAACAAAAGGAGGAAGAGGAGAAGCAAAACCUUUUGGAAGAACAGAAACAGAAAAAAGAAGUGGAGGCCGCUAAUCAGAAGAUAUCCAAGGAAGAUGUACAACAGGAGUCUUCGGAGGAGCCACAAGAAAUAGUGGUAGACCAAGAAGAGGAACCCCAACAGAAGCCAGAUAAAACAAAACCCCAACAACAGAAACAAGCGGAUGAAAAACCGCAAGAAGAAGCUACACAGAAACAGGAUGAAGAGCCGAAUAAGGUAUCAAAGAAGAAGGCCUUAGAAGACGAGUCAAAGCCAAAGGAUGAUAAGCCACAAGAAGCUACAAAGAAACAGAAGGAAGAGCCUGAAAAGGUUUCCAAGAAAAAAUCCUUAGAAGAUGAGCCAAAGCCAAAGGAUGAUAAGCCACAAGAAUCUACACAGAAACAGGAAGAAGAGCCUAAAAAGGUUUCAAAGAAGAACGCCGUAGAAGAGGAGAUAAAACAGAAAGAUAAUCCACAAGAAGAAUCUAAAAAUAAGGAGCAGCCAGCUUCCACUAAAGUUUCAAAGAAGAAGGCUAUCGAUGAUGUGCCAAAAGAUACGCCAAAAUCCAGCUCUACCGAUAAACAGAAGGAAGAUAAGCCUGUAGAGGAAGCUAAGGAAAAGGCGGAUGAUACACCCAAAAAGUUUACACAGAAAAAGCCCGUAGAAGAGGAGCCUAAGACGAGUCCAGCCGAGAAACAGAAGGCUGAAAAGCCAGUAGAAGAUAAGCAGGAGCAAGCGUCAACUAAGGUUUCAAAGAAGAAACCCACAGAUGAGGUGCCUAAGACCAAGGGUAAAACGGUAGAAGAACCCAAACCUCUACCAGAAGAGAAAACUCCGGAAGAGAAAGAGGUCACAGAACAGAUUGCUCUCAAGAAAGUCGAUCGCAAGGCCAGUAUUUCGUCUGUCAAAGAGGAGUCUCGUCGCAGUUCUGUUGUUAAAAUAUCCGAGGAAUCCUUGUCAGUUGAAGACACCAAAGUGUCCUCAAGAAGAUCAUCACUUGCAGUGGAGGAGUCCAAGUCGGAGUCGAGACGCUCAUCGAUUAUUGAUCGCAAGGCUUUAGAGCAGGUUGAUAGCAAAAAACUUGACGCUAAUAAAAACCCACAAGCUCUCAAGGAAGAGAUUCCAAAGCUAAAGCCAGCAGAGAAGCGGCGUGUGUCUAAGCCCAUUGAGGAGCCAAAGCCAGCUGAGGAAUUGCCGAAACUAAGAAAGACUUCGAUUGCUCAACCCAAAGAGGAACCGAAAGCCGAGGUGGCGAAACCUAAGGCCAAGGCCAAGGCAAAGGCAAAGGCCAAGUAUGAAGAGUUACCGGAAAUUCCAGACUAUGAACGCCCAGUUCUAGAAAAGUACGAGAAAUCGGAAUUCACACCAACUGACUUUGGUCGUGAACUUGAUAUCCCCAAUAAGAUGGAGAAGCCAUUAAUUGAAUCUGAUAAAAAUGAACCACAGCAGGCAGUCCAGAAAAAUGGCUUGCCAAAGAAAUCUGAAAUUGUUGAAAAGCCUGCCGAACAGCCGAAAGGUCUCAAGAUUGGUAAGGGAAAGCUACCGGAUGACGAGGACACUCGUGACGGUGCCACUCUUAAGCCUGUCAUUGUCGAACCAGAGAAGGAGAAACCAAAGAAUGGGGCUGCCGGAAAGACUGAGACCCUAGACGAACCCGAUAAGCCAUCCCUGAUGGAUAUUAUCAAACAGCGACGUCGCUCUUCUGUAAGAAACUUGAUGACCAAGGAACCCAUUCAAAACGAGUCCUUCCUUGGCAUAGUUUUAAAACCUGUCGUUAAGGAUGCUAAAGAGCAGGCUGUACCACAGCAGGCAAAGCAAUUGCUAAAGGCAAACGCUAUGGAGCAGUUUAGUCCCACUAAUGCAAUGAAGGCGAAGGUAUCCGAGUUGAAAAAGCCAGAGGCUCUGGCACCCAUUGUGGACAAUUACGAGCGUCCUGUUCUAGAAAAGUACGAGCCCACUGACCUUGAGAAAAAGAAACCAGAGAAAUCGGUACCCGCACCAGUUAUAAACGCUCCGGAAAUACAGGCCCCUGAAGAACAGAAGCCAAAGGACGAGAAACCAAAGGUGCCCAAAAUGCAGCCACCAGCACCUGGCGAGGCACCAAAGAUCGAGGUAAUACGAGAGAAACGCCCCUCAUUGGCCCCAGAGCCACCAAGCCGUCGUGGCUCGCUGAUUCCGCCAGCCGAUAUGGGCCGCCGACCAUCAUUGAUCAUCAACGAUGAGAAGAAACUACGCCCCGGUGAAGUCAUGGAUACACGGUUAUUGAGGCCAGGCGAGGUCGGUGAAGGACAGCGGAGACGACCCUCAAUCGAUGUACGCCGUCCCAGCGUUCAAGAUCUGGAGGAUCUUAUUAACAAACCUUCCACUCCGCUACGAGAUAUCGGCGAUGGCGGACCACCAAAUAUUGUUGAUGUCCAAGAGUCCUACUCUGCUGUUGAAGACUCGACUGCCUACCUCACGGUUGGCAUCGAAGGUAGUCCAGCACCCACAUUCAAAUUCUACAAAGGAGUUACUGAAAUUAUCGAAGGCGGUCGGUACAAAUUCCUUACCGAUGGUCAAACCAAUACAAUCACACUGUGCAUGCGUAAGUGCAAGCCCAACGAUGAGGGCAAAUACAAGGUCGUUGUGUCCAAUAUACACGGCGAGGAUUCGGCCGAGAUGCAACUAUAUGUGUCCGAUUCAAGUGGCAUGGAUUUCCGUGCCAUGCUCAAAAAACGUCGUUAUCAAAAAUGGGCCAAAGAAGAAGAGGACCCCAAUUGGGGUGACUUAAAAGAAACCGAAAAACCACUGCCGGCCCUUAAAAAAGUUGAAAGGAAGGUUGAGUCAUUCCUUAGUCCAUUGAUCGACCAGUUCGCCAAGGAAGGAAAGGAUAAGAAGGUGGUGUUUGAGGCCCGAUUCAGCAAGCCCAAUUGCAAGCCCAAGUGGUUACUCCGCAAAGAUGAGGUGUUUACAGGCAGCAAAUACAAAUUCAAGCAGGAAAAUGACACAUACCAGUUGAUCAUAAUGACACCCAAGGUGGAAGACUCUGGAAAGUAUACCAUCGAAAUCGGUGGCGUAUCGAGUACUGCUUUCCUGAAUGUCGAGGAGCCCGAUCCGUCAUAUACAUUCACGAAGCCAUUGAAGAAGAAGCUAGAGGGCUUUACCAGACACGAGACUACACUGGAGUGCUCUGUUAGCAGCAGCAUGGCCAAUGUCCAUUGGUUCAAGGACAACACGAAGCUCGAGUCCGAUGAUCCUCGCUACCUCAUCUCUAAAGACAUUAAUGGCAAUUUGAAGUUGAUCAUUAAAGAGUCCGUGUUAGAGGAUACAGGCCAAUACAGGUGCCAAUUGGACAAACAACCAGACAAAACCGAGUGUGCCCUGAAGGUGGUCGAGUAUCCGUACAAGUUUGUGAAGGUCCUGAAAUCUCAGCAAUGCAUUGAGAAGGACACGGUAACCCUAGCUUGUGAGAUCGAUGAUGCUCAGGGCGAUGUCCAGUGGUUCCGUAAUGACGAAGAGAUCAAGCCCGAUAAGCGCAUUCAGGUCAUCAAAGACGGUCGCAAACGAAAGCUGGUCAUCAAGGAUUGCAAAGUCACUGAUGCUGGUCAGUUCAAGUGUACGACCAAUGCGGACAAGACUGAGGCAGAGAUAAUCAUAAAUUAUCAAAAUAGAUUCAACAAGAAGCUCAAAGAUACAGAUGCCGUGGAACGAGAAAAACUAGUUUUUGAUAUUGAGUUGCAGGAUCAAACGGCCCCAUGCGAUUGGAAGUUCAAUGGUGAACCCAUUGUGCCAAAUGAACGAAUCGAGAUCAAGAAUUUGGGCGGUGGAAAACACCAGCUAGUGUUUAAUAAUCUCUCAAUGGCCGAUGAGGGCGAAAUCACUUGUGAGUCGGGCCAAUUGUCUUCCACGUGCAAGCUUUCCAUACGAAAGGGAGAGAGCAGACCCAACAUUGAUUGUCCCGAUGAGUUUGCUGGCCCAAUUAGUGCACCUGUUAUAAUAGAAGUGCCAUACAAAGUAAGCGGUACCAAACAGUCGCCAGUUGAGGCUAAGUUAAUUAAGGACGGCAAACCCCUACCGGUGAAAGAUGUGGAAGUUGCUGUCACUGACGAUAAGGUCACAUUUAAAAUAAAGAAACCCUCUAGGGAUGCUUCAGGACCGUACCAGAUUAAGAUUUCAAACGGACAAGGAGAGGACACUAAAGAUGUCAAUAUUACCUGCCAGGAUGUUCCACAACCACCACAGGACGUGGAUGUCACUGAUGUAUAUCAAACAUCAUGUGUGGUGAACUUCAAACCGCCAGCUGACGACGGCGGCACUCCUAUUACUAAAUACGUAAUCGAACGGCAAGACUUAAGCAAGAAGUCUGGCUGGGAACCAGUCGCUGAGGUUCUACCAAGCGAACCAUCUCAAAAGAAGAUUGACGAUUUGGUGCCAAAGAAACAGUACAGAUUCCGCAUUCGUGCAGUGAACAAAAUCGGCCCAUCUGACCCAGCCACUUUCAAGAACUCCAUACUCGCUAAAGAUCCGUGGGAUGAGCCGGGCAAGCCCAAGGCUGUGGAUCUCACUGAUUGGGACAAGGAUCAUGCGGACCUUAAAUGGGAAGCACCUGAUAGCGAUGGCGGUGAUCCAAUCACAUCCUAUGUUAUUGAGUAUAAGGAGAAGUUCUCAAACGACUGGGUGCCGGGCAAAGAAGUGCCUGGAGAUGCUCGGGCCGGCACAGUAGAUGGCCUUAAAGAGGGUCAACAGUACGAAUUUCGAGUCCGUGCUGUUAAUCGGGCAGGUCCUGGCGAACCUAGCGACAAAACUAAAGCCAUUAUUGCUAAGUGCCGUUUCGUCAAACCGUUCCUGGUUGGAGACGGCCUAAAGAAUAUCACUGUCAAGAAGGGCCAGACUGUACGGUAUGAUAUUAAGUACGACGGUGAACCCGAACCAACUGCAACUUGGGUUAAGAACUCUGAAAACCUCAAGUUCGAUAAUCAGCGCAUAUGCCUUGAACAAUUGGAACGCAACUCAUCCAUAACGAUUAAGAAAGCCGUCCGCAAGGACACUGGCAAAUACAAGCUGGUGCUUACAAACAGCUCGGGUACAAUUGAGUCUGAAGCUCAAGUUGUGGUCCUGGAUCGCCCGUUAGCUCCUGGAGGGCCAUUCGAGCCGGAUGAAGUGCGUGCUCACCACAUCAAAAUGAAGUGGAAGCGUCCCGAAGAUGACGGUGGUUGUGAAAUUACUGGCUAUGCGCUUGAGCGUAUGGACGAAGAAACUGGUCGAUGGAUACCUGCUGGCGAAGUGGGUCCCGAAGAGACAUCUUUCGACUUUAAGGGCCUGACUCCCAACAAGAAGUACAAGUUCCGCGUUAAGGCCAUUAACAAGGAGGGCGAGUCUGAGCCACUGGAGACAACAGAUGCCAUUGUGGCAAAGAAUCCAUACGACCCACCAAGCCCUCCAGCCCAGCCAGUUAUCGACGACUACGAUAACAAGAGUGUCCUGCUUAAGUGGAAGAGACCACCUUCUGAUGGUGGCCGACCCAUUACCCACUACGUUGUCGAAAUUAAGGACAAAUUCUCGCCAACAUGGAGUGAGGUUGCAAAGACAGAGGACCCUACACCCGAGUGCAAGGUGGAGGGACUGAAGGAAAAUAUGGUUUAUCAGUUUCGCGUUCGCGCAGUCAACAAAGCUGGACCCUCAGAGCCAUCUCAGCCAACUGACAAUCAUUUGUGCAAGCACAGAAACCUGAAGCCUCAAAUUGAUAGAUCUACAUUCAAACGGGUCACCAUUAAGACUGGUCGUACCCACAAGUGGUCGGUGGAUGUUAUUGGAGAACCUGUUCCCGAAUUGCACUGGAGCUGGCGAGAUGAUGUUCCAUUGACUACUGGAGACCGCAUUAAGAUAGAGAAUAUCGACUAUCACACUGACUUUGUCAUCAGCAAUGCGGUGCGCAAGGACAGUGGGUUCUACAAGCUAAAGGCUGAGAACCGUAACGGCGUUGAUCAAGAAACCGUGGAACUGGUGGUGCUCGGAAAGCCUAGCUCUCCAAAGGGACCCCUUGCAGUAAGCGAUGUGACUGCCACUGGUUGCAAACUGCAAUGGAAGAAGCCAGAAGACGACGGUGGAGUUCCGAUUAAGGAAUACGUUGUCGAAAAAAUGGACACUGCCACAGGCAAGUGGAUCCGUGUUGGACGAUCUCCGGGUGAAAAGGAGCCACCGAGCUUCGACGUCACAGGUUUGAACCCAGGUUCUGAAUACAUGUUCCGGGUGUCAGCAGUUAACGAGGAGGGCGAAUCAGAGCCACUGACCACAUUGGUUGGUGUCGUCGCCAAAGAUCCGUUCGACGAGCCUAAUAAGCCAGGCACUCCUGAAGUCACUGAUUACGAUAAUCAGAGCGUAAGCCUAAAAUGGACGGCACCCAAGAAUGAUGGUGGUGCACCCAUUCAGAAAUACAUUAUUGAAAAGAAGGACAAAAACAAGCCGGACUGGGAAAAAGCUCUGGAGAUACCCGGAGACCAACUGGAGGCUACCGUGGCUGGGUUACAGGAAUAUGGGGAAUACCAGUUCCGUGUGAUUGCUGUUAACAAGGCCGGCCCAUCGCCUCCAUCGGACGCAAGCGUCCCACAGAUUGUUAAAUACAAGAAAUUGAAACCACGCAUCGAUAGAACCAAUUUGAAACCUCUUCUAAUCCGAGCUGGCAAACCUAUCAAAUACGAUGUAAAUGUUCGCGGUGAACCACCACCAACCAUUACCUGGUAUCAAAACGAUACGGAGCUUAAGCCAGAGGACUUGCCUAGCAGCAGUGAAAUUAAAAAUGUGCCAUACAAUACAAAAAUUUCAAUUAUUGACACUGUCCGUAAAAAUACUGGAAUCUAUAAAAUCCGUGCGGUAAACGAGCAUGGAGAGGAUGAAGCAACCGUCGAGGUUAAUGUAUUGGCCCCACCGGGCAAACCAAAGGGUCCUUUGACUGUGAAAGAUGUCACCAAGGAUAGCUGCAAACUGAAAUGGCAGAAGCCUGAAGAUGACGGGGGCAAGCCAAUUACCGCCUACCAAGUCGAGAAGUUCGACAAGAAACAAGGUAGAUGGGUACCUGUCGGUCGAACUGCUGGCAAUGAUACCGAAUUUGAUGUCAAGGGCCUUCAGGAAGGCCAUGAAUAUCAGUUUCGGGUCAAGGCCAUCAAUGAAGAGGGUGAAUCGGAACCUCUCGAGACCGAUGGCAGCAUAAUCGCGAAGAAUCCAUAUGAUGCUGCCACUAAGCCAGGCACACCCAAUAUUGAGGAUUAUAAUGAGCACAUGGUUAAGUUGAAGUGGGAGCCACCCAAAGAUAAUGGCGGCGCUCCAAUUACUGGCUAUAUCAUCGAGAAGAAGGAUAAGUUCUCUCCCAUUUGGGAUGAGGUUCUUACCACAGAUACACCUGCUCCAGAGGCAACCGUCGAAGGCCUUACCGAGGGCAAUGUGUACCAAUUCCGUGUAAGGGCGAUCAAUAAGGCUGGCCCCAGUGAUCCUAGCGAUGCAACUGAACCCCACUUAGCGAAGCCCAGAAACCUUAAGCCAUCUAUUAACCGAGAGAAAAUGAAGCCUAUCAAGGUACGGGCUGGUCAAACGGUCAAGUUUGAUGUUGACGUCAAGGGCGAGCCUGCACCCACACUGACCUGGUUCUUCAAGGAGAAGGAGGUAACUCCCACAGGCCAAGCACGAUUGGACAACGAAGAUUACAACACAAAGCUUACCCUACUGGACACAACUCGUAGAGAAAACGGUGUUUACAAGCUACGCGCUGAGAAUAUCAACGGAGUGGACGAGGCAGAGGUUGAGGUUACCAUUUUGGACAAGCCAUCGAAGCCCGAAGGCCCGUUGGAAGUCUCUGAUGUACACAAGGAAGGCUGCAAACUAAAGUGGAAGAAGCCCAAGGACGAUGGUGGUGUACCUAUUACAGGAUAUGUGGUUGAAAAGAUGGACACAGCAACCGGAAAAUGGGUGCCAGCUGGAUCAGUGGAUCCUGAGAAAACCGAAAUUGAUGUUAAGGGCUUGGAUCCAAACCAUCGCUACCAGUUUAGAGUAAAGGCCGUAAAUGAGGAGGGCGAAUCAGAACCUUUGGAAACCGACUCCGCAAUUACUGCGAAGAAUCCAUUUGAUGUAUCUGCCCCACCUGGCUUGCCAGAGCUCGAAGAUUGGGAUGAGCAUCAUGUGAAAUUGAAGUGGGAACCCCCGAUUCGCGAUGGUGGUUCUCCCAUUACCAACUAUAUUAUUGAAGUUAUGGACAAAGACUCAGGCGAGUUUGUCAAGGCUGCCGAGACUGACGGUCCCAUUUGCAAGGGUGUCGUCAAGAAGCUGGAAGAAGGUCAGCAAUACAAGUUCCGUGUUCGGGCAGUCAACAAGGCAGGACCCUCAGAUCCAUCCGAACAAACGAAUUGGCACACGGCCAAACCCCGUUUCCUGAAGCCACAUAUUGAUCGCACCAACCUCAAGCCGGUUAUUGUAAAGGCGGGGCUAUCCGUCAGUCUAGACAUCAACAUUAAAGGCGAACCAGCACCAAAAGUGGAAUGGCUCUUUAAUGGUUCUCCUUUGGUUAGCGACGAGGAAGGCAUUAAGAUUGAUAAUGUUGACUACAACACCAAAUUCUUUGUUAUGCGAGCCAAGCGGCCACAAAGUGGCAAAUACACAAUCAAGGCCACCAACGAAGUUGGUGAAGAUGAAGCAGAACUGGAAGUUACUGUUUUGGGCAAGCCUGGAAAGCCAAAGGGUCCCUUGCAGGUGAACGAUAUCACUAAGCACAGCUGCAAGCUAAAGUGGGAAAAGCCAGAAGAUGAUGGCGGUGCUCCAAUUGACUACUACGAGAUCGAAAAGCUCGAUCCGCACACUGGCCAAUGGCUACCUUGUGGAAAGAGCUCUGAGCCUGAGGCUAAGGUCAUCGGGCUCCAUGAAGGUAAGCCCUACAAGUUCCGUGUUAGGGCCGUGAAUAAGGAGGGCGAGUCUGAAGAUUUGGAAACAGACAAGCCAAUUAUCGCUAAGAAUCCAUUCGAUGAGCCGGACAAGCCUGGACGCCCAGAGCCCACAAAUUGGGACAAAGACUUUGUCGAUCUGGCUUGGGAUCCACCCAAAAAUGAUGGUGGCGCUCCAAUCCAAAAAUACAUCAUUCAAAUGCGCGACAAGUCAGGACGUGCUUGGGUUGAUGCCGCAACUGUUCCUGGUGAUAAGACCAAGGGAACCGUGACUGGCGUGGAAGAAGGCCAUGAAUACGAGUUCCGUGUUGUGGCCGUUAACAAGGCUGGUCCUAGUGAGCCAAGUGAUGUUUCAAAGUCGGUGGUUGCUAAGCCGCGUUUCCUCAAGCCGCACAUUGACCGAAAGAACCUACAGAAGAAAAUCAUGCGCAGUGGACAAAUGCUGCAUAUGGAUGCUGCUGUAAAGGCCGAGCCGCCAGCCAAAAUCACCUGGACUUAUAAUGGAGCGGAGAUUAAGUCCUCCGAUAAAAUCAAAAUCGAAAACGAGGACUAUAAGACAACAUUCAUAAUGCCAAAGGUAAAGCGAGCCGAUCGCGGAACCUAUAUUGUUACUGCCAAGAAUGACUCAGGAACAGAUACCGUCGAGGUAGAGUUGGAGGUGCUUUGCAAGCCAAGCAAACCCAAGGGUCCUUUGGCUGUCUCUAACGUUACCGCUGAGGGAGUUCACCUCAAAUGGGAGAAACCCGAUGAUGAUGGCGGCGAGCCAAUUGAACACUACGUUGUGGAGCGUAUGGACACAGAGACUGGACGAUGGGUUCCAGUUCUUACAACCAAGGAUCCAGAAGCUGAUGUUACCGGUCUAACCGAAGGCAAAGAGUACCUGUUCCGUGUUAAGGCUGUAAACAGCGAGGGUGAGUCUGAACCUUUGGUAACCGACACCCCUACCACAGCCAAAAAUCCUUACGAUGCCGCCGAUACUCCCGGCAAGCCGCAAAUCACGGAUUGGUCAGCAAACCAUGCUGAUCUUAAAUGGCGUGCACCAGAAGACGAUGGCGGUGCACCAAUUACUGGCUAUAUUGUUGAAAAGAAAGAUAACAAUACUGGCAAAUGGCAAAAGGUGUUGGAAACGAACACACCAGAUACAAAGGCUCGUGUUAACGAUCUAAUCGAAGGUACGAAAUAUCAGUUCCGUGUCAAGGCCGUCAACAAGGCAGGUCAGAGUAAGCCGUCAGAGCCUUCAGAUCAGAUGACAGCUAAGGAUCGAUUUGCCCCACCCAAAAUCGAUAGAACCAACAUCAAAGAUAUUACAAUCAAGGCUGGCCAGCACAUUCGCUAUGACAUUAAGGUCUCUGGCGAGCCCCCAGCAACCAAGACUUGGUUCCACAACAAGGCUCGUCUUGAGGGAGAUGACAGUGACUACAAUAUCGACCUGGAGUCCUAUCGAACGAAAUUGGCUGUACCAUUUGCCAAGCGCUUGCAUACCGGCAAGUACACACUCAAAGCCGAAAAUGAGUCGGGACAUGAUGAGGCCUCAUUUGAAGUUACUGUGCUUGACAAGCCAGGAGCACCCGAAGGACCCUUGCGUGUUACGGAUGUUCACAAGGAGGGCUGCAAGCUAAAGUGGAAUGCCCCUCUGGACGAUGGCGGUUUGCCUAUCGAACAUUAUAUUGUGGAGAAAAUGGAUGUCGAGACUGGCCGUUGGUUACCUUCUGGUCGCUUUAAGGAACCGUUUGCGGAACUUAAUAAUUUGGAACCCGGACAUGAAUAUAAAUUCCGUGUUCUGGCUGUCAACACAGAAGGAGAGUCGGAACCACUGAACGGCGAGCAGUCGAUAGUGGCUAAGAAUCCGUUCGAUGAGCCCGGAAAGCCUGGAACCCCCGAGGCUGUGGAUUGGGACAAGGAUCGUGUUGAUUUGGUAUGGCGUCCACCAUUGAACGAUGGCGGUUCUCCUAUUACCGGAUAUGUGGUAGAAAAACGUGAGAAAGGCACUGACAAAUGGAUUAAGGGUGCCGAAGUACCCGUUCCAGCACUUGGCGAAGAAUGCAAAGCCACAGUUCCCAAUCUCAACGAAAAUUGCGAGUAUGAGUUCAGGGUGAAAGCCAUUAAUGCGGCUGGUCCAGGAGAACCAUCUGAUGCUAGCAAAUCUGUCAUCACUAAGCCAAGAAAGCUGGCUCCGAAAAUCGAUCGCAGGAACAUUCGAACAUACAAUGUCAAGGCUGGCGAACCGUUGUUCCUGGACAUCAAUGUGACAGGAGAACCAGCUCCAGAAGUUACAUGGACCCAAAAUGGCAAAUCUCUGCAAUCCGCUACACGCGUUGAAAACGUUCCUUACAACACCAAAUACGUCAAUAAUAAUCCCGAGCGAAAGGAUACUGGUCUCUAUAAAAUUGUUGCUCAUAAUUUGUAUGGUCAGGAUCAAGUGGAGUUCCAGAUUAAUAUAAUAACUAAGCCCGGCAAACCAGAAGGCCCAUUGGAAGUGUCUGACAUUCACAAGGACGGGUGCAAACUUAAGUGGAAAAAACCCAAGGAUGAUGGUGGUGAACCCAUCGAGAGUUAUCUGGUGGAGAAGUUUGAUCCUGAUACCGGAAUUUGGUUGCCUGUUGGCAAGAGCGAUGUUCCAGAAUUUACAGUUGACGGGCUUGUGCCCGGACACGAAUACAAGUUCCGCGUGAAGGCAGUGAAUAAAGAAGGCGAAUCUGAACCAUUGGAGACGUUGGGUACAAUUGUUGCCAAAGAUCCAUUCACUGAACCAUCUAAGCCGGGAGCACCGGAACCAACAGAUUGGUCUGCAAACAAGGUGGAACUUGCUUGGUCAGAGCCAGCAAGUGAUGGCGGUUCGCCCAUUACUGGCUAUAUCAUUGAGGUAAAAGAUAAGUACAGUCCACUGUGGGAGAAGGCCUUGGAAACUGAUUCCCCGACUCCUGUGGCUACUGUUAAUGGACUAAUCGAAGGCAAUGAGUAUCAGUUCAGAGUAAUUGCAUUGAACAAAGGUGGCCAAUCGGAACCCUCGGAUGCCAGCAAGACGUUUACAGCAAAGCCACGUUACCUUGCUCCUAAGAUAGACCGAAGAAAUCUUCGCGAUAUUACCAUAUCUGCAGGAACUGCUCUUAAGUUAGAUGCAAAUAUCACAGGUGAACCAGCACCCAAGGUGGAAUGGAAGUUUUCAAAUUACCCUCUGGUGACUGGCAAGAAUGUUACCAUCGAAACACCGGACUAUUAUACCAAAUUGGUUAUUCGUCCAACGGAACGUGGUGACUCAGGAGAAUAUUUGGUCACCGCCACCAACAGCUCCGGUAAAGAUAGUGUACUAAUAAAUGUGGUUAUUACGGACAAGCCCACUCCUCCGAACGGACCGCUUCAGAUAUCUGAUGUGCAUAAGGAGGGAUGCCACCUCAAGUGGAAACGACCCAGCGAUGAUGGUGGCACUCCUAUCGAAUACUUCCAAAUUGAUAAGUUGGAUCCCGAGACGGGCUGCUGGACUCCAUGCGCCCGUUCUUCUGAACCUCAAGCAGAUGUAACUGGACUCACCCCAGGCCACGAGUACAAAUUCCGAGUGUCUGCCGUUAAUGCAGAAGGUGAGUCCCAACCACUUGUUGGCGAUGAAACAAUCGUUGCCAAAAAUCCAUUCGACGAGCCCGGUAAACCAGAGAAUCUUCGUGCAACUGAUUGGGACAAAGAUCACAUUGACUUGGCCUGGACACCACCUCUUUCCGAUGGUGGAUCUCCGAUUACUGGAUAUUUGAUCGAAAAGAAAGACAAAUACGGCCAAUGGGAAAAAACUCUUGAAGUGCCAGCUGAUCAGUGCAAAGCCACUGUGCCUGAUUUAAUUGAAGGUCAGGCUUACGAGUUCCGAGUCAGCGCUGUUAAUGCUGCUGGGCCGGGUGAGCCAUCGGACGCCACAGCGCCAAUUGUGGCCAAGUCGCGAAACAAGCCCCCACUAAUUGAUCGAUCCAACCUAAUAGAAGUUCGUAUUAAGGCUGGCCAAGCGUUUACAUUUGAUUGUAAGGUGUCUGGUGAGCCAGCACCGAAGACGAAAUGGAUGCUCAAGAAAAAAGAAGUAUACACAAAGGACAAUGUUAAGGUCACUCAUGUGGAUUACAACACCAAGAUAAAGGUCUCAAAUGCCACACGUGCUGACUCUGGCCUCUACACCGUUCACGCCGAAAACGCCAAUGGUGAGGACAGUGCAGACGUUAAGGUGACCGUUAUUGAUAAACCAUCACCGCCCAACGGACCAUUAAAGGUUGAUGAUGUUCACGCUGAGGGCUGCACCCUUCACUGGAAUCCUCCAGAUGAUGAUGGAGGCCAACCAGUUGACAGCUAUGUUGUUGAGAAACUUGAUGAAAUAUCUGGCCGGUGGGUACCAGCAGGUGAGACUGAUGGACCAACAACAAACCUUAAGAUCAAGGGUUUGACUCCGGGACACAAGUAUAAAUUCAGAGUGCGUGCCAAGAAUCGACAGGGACUCUCAGAUCCCCUUACCACACCACAUUCAAUUGAAGCUAAAAAUCCGUACGACGAGCCCACCAAGCCCGGAACUCCAGCUAUCAAGGACUUUGACAAGGACUUUGUUGACUUGGAAUGGACUAGGCCAGAAAGUGACGGUGGCUCACCUAUCAGUGGUUACAUUAUUGAGAAGCGUGACAAAUAUGCACCAGACUGGGAAAAAUGCGCUGAAGUUGAAGGUGACAUUACUACCGGUCAUGUGCCUGACUUGAUUGAAGGCGUUAAAUAUGAAUUCCGCGUUAGGGCUGUAAACAAGGCCGGCCCAGGAGUUCCUAGCGAUGCCACUGAACCUCACGUGGCCAGAGCCAAAAACCUAGCUCCGAAGAUUGACCGCAACUUUAUGCUUGAUAUCAAGAUUAAGGCAGGUAACGUUUUUGAAUUCGACGUGCCAGUAACUGGGGAGCCAAUUCCCAGCAAAGAAUGGUCCCACGAAGACAACAUGGUUAUCAACACGGAUCGCGUCAAAAUAUCCAUUUUCGACGACCGGACAAAGUUGCGUAUCCUUGAUGCCAAACGAGCUGAUACCGGAGCUUACACCUUGGUUGCCCGCAACAUUAAUGGUGUCGACAAACACACCGUUAAAGUAACAGUCCUAGACGUUCCGACAGUACCAGAAGGUCCGAUUCGUCACAAUGAUGUCACCAAAAACUCGGUUCAACUCAGUUGGAGACCUCCCAGGGAUGAUGGUGGCUCUGAAAUUACUCAUUACAUUGUCGAGAAGAUGGACAAUGAGGCGAUGCGCUGGGUGCCAGUUGGAGAGUGUGCUGGUACCGAAAUCCGUGCUGACAAUCUCAUUGAAAAUCACGAUUAUAACUUUAGAGUAAGAGCUGUAAAUAAGCAAGGUCAGUCGCAACCAUUGACUACGACCCAAGCGAUUACAGCAAAGGAUCCGUACUCGCAUCCUGACAAACCAGGUCAGCCACAAGCCGUUGAUUGGGGUAAAGAUUUUGUCGACUUGGAAUGGGCAGCACCCAAGCGUGAUGGUGGUGCACCUAUUACAUCAUAUAUCGUCGAAAAGAGGCCGAAGUUCGGUCAGUGGGAGCGUGCUGCAGUCAUCCCUGGAGAUGAACGAAAGGCCCACAUACCUGAUUUGACUGAUGGCGGAGAAUAUGAGUUCCGCGUCAUUGCCGUGAACCGUGGCGGACCAAGUGAUCCAUCGGAUCCUUCGGGCACAAUUGUUUGCAAGCCUCGCUUCUUGGCGCCAUUCUUUGACAAAUCACUUCUCAAUGAUAUCACCGUGCAUGCCGGCAAGCGUUUAGGCUGGACGUUACCAAUCGAAGCCUCACCUAGACCCUCUAUUAAAUGGCUUUACAAUGGCAAAGAAAUUGAACAGAAUGCACGUGCCGAGUGGAAUCUAUUCCAAAACGAACUUACCUUUGAAAUACCAUCGGCGCUGAGAAGCGACGAAGGCCGCUACACCUUGAUAUUGAAAAACGAGCAUGGUUCAUUUGAUGCAUCCGCACAUGCAACUGUUCUGGACCGUCCAUCAGCUCCAAAGGGCCCGCUAGAUAUUUCGAAGAUCACAAGGGAUGGCUGCCAUUUGGCCUGGCAUAUUCCCGAUGAUGAUGGUGGUUCACCCAUAUUGCACUAUAUUAUCGAAAAAAUGGACUUAUCGAGAGGUACGUGGUCUGAUGCUGGAAUGAGCACACAUCCAAUCCAUGACGUAACACGACUUGUCCACCGUAAGGAGUACCUGUUCCGUGUGAAAGCUGUGAACGCAAUUGGCGAAUCAGAACCACUGGAGGCAUCAAAGAGCAUAAUUGCCAAGAAUGAGUUUGAUGAGCCCGAUGCACCAGGCAAACCAAAUGUCACUGACUGGGACCGCGAUCAUGUUGACCUGCAAUGGGCAGCGCCUAAAUCUGAUGGCGGUGCUCCGAUCAAUGAAUACAUUAUCCAAAAGAAGGAAAAGGGCAGUCCCUAUUGGACAAAUGUUUUGCAUGUGCCGCCUAACAAAACUGCAGCUACAGUGCCAGAACUUGUCGAGGGACAAGAGUAUGAGUUCAGGGUGAUUGCUGUUAAUCAAGCCGGCCAAUCUGAGCCAUCUGAACCAUCCGACAUGAUUAUGGCUAAGCCUCGUUAUCUUGGACCAAAGAUAAUAACUCCACUCAAGGAGGUUCGCAUCAAAGCUGGACUUAUAUUCCAUGUCGAUAUCGAUUUUAUUGGAGAACCGGCGCCAGAAGCGAUCUGGACCCACAAGAACAAUACAUUGAAAUCCAACGAUAGGUCAACCAUUACUUCAAUUGGGCAUCACACGGUUGUUCACACCGUUAACUGCCAACGCUCCGACUCGGGCAUCUACCACCUGUUGGUACGUAACGAUUCUGGCAUCGAUGAAGGAAGCUUUGAACUCAUCGUACUCGAUCGCCCCGGACCACCGGAGGGUCCACUGGAAUAUGAAGAAAUUACAGCUAAUUCCGUUACUGUAUCAUGGAAGCCGCCCAAGGAUAAUGGAGGUUCAGAAAUAUCUUCCUAUGUUAUUGAGAAACGCGACCUGACUCACGGUGGUGGUUGGGUUCCAGCCGUAAACUAUGUCAAUGCCAAAUAUAACCAUGCUGUUGUACCGCGACUAUUGGAAGGCACCAAAUACGAGUUCAGAGUCAUGGCAGAAAACCUUCAGGGACGUUCCGAUCCUCUGACCUCAGACUCAUCCGUUGUGGCCAAAAAUCAGUACACCGUUCCUGGAUCUCCUGGCAAGCCGGAGGUAUCCGACAGCGACAAAGAUCACAUUACGUUCAAGUGGAAGCAACCUAUUAGCAAUGGAGGCUCCCCCAUCUUGGGUUACGAUAUUGAGCGACGCGAUGUCAACACUGGCCGCUGGAUUAAAAUCAAUGGUGAACCUGUUCCAACCACGGAGUACAACGACGAGCGAGUAUCUCCGAACCAUCAGUAUCAAUAUAGAGUAUCGGCUGUCAAUGCAGCCGGAAGCAGCAAGCCCUCGGAGCCCUCAGCCGUCUUCGACGCUCGCCCCUUGCGGGAGAAGCCGAGAUUGCAUCUUGAUGGGUUGGUGGGUAGACGCGUCAAGGUUCGUGCUGGCGAACCAGUUAACGUUAAUAUUCCGAUUUCUGGUGCACCAACUCCCACAAUUGAGUGGAAGCGGGGUGACACGAAAUUGUCGGAGAGCAAACGUGUUUCAUACGAUACGAACUCUGAACGUACCAUUUUCCGCAUUGACAAUUCCAACAGGAAGGACGGUGGCAAGUACACAGUAACAGCCAACAAUGAGUUCGGCAAGGAUACAGCCGAUAUUGAAGUUAUAGUUGUGGACAAACCAUCCCCACCGGAGGGACCAUUAACCUAUACAGAUACAGCACCCGACCACAUUUCUUUGCAAUGGAAUCCACCUAAAGAUGAUGGUGGAAGUGAAAUUAGCGGAUAUGUUAUUGAAUUCAGCGAGUUCGGAGUGGAUGACUGGAAACCAGUGCCCGGCUAUUGUCCGAAAACAAAUUAUACUGUCAAGGGACUUACUGAAGGAAAGAAAUAUGUAUUCCGUGUUAGGGCUGAAAACAUUUACGGUGUAUCUGAUGCUCUGGAAGGUAAGCCCGUGGUGGCCAAAUCUCCAUUUGAUCCACCAGGAGAACCUUCUCAGCCACAAGUGGUCGCAUAUACGCCAAAUUCAGCCAGCUUGGAAUGGCACCCACCAGAGUAUUGUGGUGGCAAGCCGAUUUCCGGCUAUAUUGUUGAACGUCGUGAACGCGGAGGUGAAUGGAUAAAGUGCAACAACUAUCCUACACCAAACACAAGCUAUACAGUACCCGAUCUGCGUGAGGGUGCCCGCUAUGAAUUCCGUGUAACUGCGGUUAAUGAAGCCGGCCCUGGCAAACCAUCGAAGCCAUCGGAACCAAUGACUGCCGAGCUACAACGCUAUCGCCCGGAUCCACCAGAACCACCAAAGCCCGAUCGCAUCACCAAGGACAGUGUCACUCUGUCUUGGCGGCCACCGCGUAAUGAUGGCAAGUCUAAAAUUAAGGGCUACUACAUUGAGGUCCGACCCAAAAACUCCAAGGAUUGGACUCCAGUCAACGAUCUACCGAUUAAUUCGACAGUAUACACCGUGCCCAAUCUCAAAGAAGGCGAAGAGUACUCGUUCCGUGUUAUCGCAGAAAACGAUGUUGGACGUUCAAAUCCUUCAAAGCCAUCGCAGCCCAUUACAAUCGAAGAACAGCCUAACAAACCGUGCAUGGAUUUGGGUGGAGUACGCGACAUCAUCUGCCGUGCUGGUGACGACUUCAGCAUCCAUGUACCAUAUGUGGCUUUCCCGAAGCCCACUGCUUUCUGGUACUCUAACGAUACUGUGCUCGAUGAUGAUAAUCGUGUCCACCAGCAUUUAACCGAUGAAGCAGCAUCGUUCGUGGUAAAGAACUCAAAGCGUUCUGACUCCGGCCAAUAUCGACUACAACUGAAGAAUCCUCAUGGUUUUGAUACUGCCACUAUUAACGUUAAAGUUUUGGAUAGACCUAAUCCACCUACCAAUUUGCGUGCCGAUGAGUUCGCUGGUGAUUCACUCACCUUGUAUUGGAAUCCACCAAGAGACGAUGGCGGCUCGCCAAUUCAGAACUACAUUGUCGAGAAAAAAGAAGCACGUUCUUCUACGUGGACUAAGGUCAGUAGUUUCUGCACUGUUCCAUUUAUACGUGUUCGCAACCUGACCAUAAACAAAGAGUACGACUUCCGUGUAAUUGCGGAGAAUAAAUACGGUCAGUCAGACCCAGCUAAUACAUCAGAGCCUAUUCGUGCCAGACAUCCAUUUGAUGUACCCAAUGCUCCAGGCAUACCCCGUGGCAUUGAUUCCACCGAAGAUAGCAUCACCAUUGCUUGGUCUAAGCCCAAGCACGAUGGUGGCUCUCCAAUAACUGGAUACGUUAUCGAGAAACGUCUUUUGAGUGAGGAUAAAUGGACAAAGGCCACUCACGCCCUCUGCCCAGAUUUGACCUGUAAGAUACCAAACCUAAUCGAAAAUGCUGAGUAUGAAUUUAGAGUAGCUGCUGUUAAUGCUGCUGGUCAAUCGCCAUUCAGUGCAUCCAGUGACUUAAUCUACUGCCGUCGUCCCCCGCAUGCGCCCAAGAUAACGUCUGACCUUUCUAUACGCGAUAUGACAGUUAUAGCUGGAGAAGAGUUCCACAUUACGGUGCCUUAUCACGCCAAUCCUCGUCCAACUCCAUCGUGGAAUUUGAACGGCGUCGAAGUGGUUCCCGAUGAACGUAUUCGCUUCGAUACCGAUGACUACACUUCAGUGUUCUACAAUAAGUCUGCGAAACGUUCAGAGACUGGUUCGUACACUAUUACUCUUACAAACAACAAAGGUUCCGACACCGCAUCGUGCCACGUCACAGUCGUGGAUAGGCCAGGUCCACCACAAGGCCCGUUGAAUGCCUACGACAUUACACCAGAUACAUGUACGUUGGCAUGGAAGACUCCUCUUGACGAUGGAGGAUCUCCAAUCACCAAUUAUGUAGUUGAGAAACUCGACACGAGUGGAACAUGGGUCAAGGUAAGCAGCUUUGUGCGUAACACUCAUUACGAUGUGAUGGGACUGGAACCCAAUCACAAAUAUCAUUUCCGAGUACGUGCAGAGAACCAGUAUGGUCUAUCAGAUCCUCUGGAGAUGCCCGAUCCUAUUGUCGCCAAGCACCAGUUCACAGUACCUGAUGAACCGGGACAACCUAAAGUUAUCGACUGGGACUCUGGUAACGUUACCUUGAUUUGGACACGCCCAGCUAGUGAUGGUGGCUCGCGCAUUCAAGGCUACCAGAUCGAGUACCGUGACAUUGUCAAUGACUCUUCCUGGAACACAUACGAAUACUUAAUUAAGGACACUAAAUAUCAACUGUACAACCUGACAAACGGAGCUGAAUAUGAAUUCCGCAUCAAGGCAAAGAAUGCAGCUGGUUUCAGCAAGCCAUCAUUACCUUCCCUCAGAUUCAAGUUGAAGGGCAAAUUCAAUGUGCCUUCCCCACCGGGAACACCUCAAGUGACCAAGGUUGGCAAAAACUACGUCGACCUGAAAUGGGAGAAACCUUCGAGUGACGGUGGUUCCCGUAUCACUGGUUAUAUCAUUGAACGUAGAGACAUAGGUGGUGCCGUGUGGGUUAAGUGCAACGACUACAAUGUUAUGGACACCGAAUAUACUGUGAUUAACUUAAUAGAAAUGGGCGACUACGAAUUCCGUGUGUUUGCGGUAAAUGCUGCCGGACGCUCGGAGCCGAGCUUGUGCACCAUGCCCAUUAAAGUGUGUGAAGUGUUGGGCGGCGAGAAACCAGAUUGGAUUACCCGAUUGCAAGACAGAGUCGCUCCAUGCGGCAAAGAUUUUACACUGCAGUGUGCUGCAUCGGGCAAACCUGCCCCCACCGCUAGAUGGUUGCGCAAUGGAAAGGAAAUCCAAAUGGGAGGUGGUCGCAUAACCUGUGAUGCCAAGGAUGGCGUCUUUAGGCUGCACAUUUCCAAUGUACAGGUUGGUGACGAUGGCGACUACACGUGCGAGGCUAUAAAUUCGCUUGGAUUCGUGCAUACGUCGGGCUAUCUAAAGAUUGGUUCCCCACCGAUCAUCAACAAGUGCCCCAACGAGUUGUACUUACCGGAAGGCGAUAACACAAAGAUUAAGGUUUACUACUCUGGUGACCAACCACUGAAUGUCAAAAUAACAAAGAACAAUGAAGUCAUCUCGGAUAACGCAGAUGAAUCCCAUUUCAAAUACACGGUCUUCGAUGACUAUGUGGCGAUAUUUAUCCGUGACAUUGUCAAGAGUGACGCCGGUCUGUACCAAAUACAAUUCACCAAUGAUUCAGGAUCUGCCACAGGCCAGUUCGAUGUCCGCAUUACCGGCCUGCCCUCGGCUCCAGUUGGACCGAUGGGCGUUUCCCAUAUCAAUAAGCACUCAUGCACUCUAGCAUGGCGUCCACCUACCUACGAUGGUGGCUUGAGGGUGACGCACUAUGUGGUCGAGCGUAAGGAUGUAUCCUCACCUCACUGGAUAACGGUAUCAAGCACCUGCAAAGAUACAUCGUUCAAUGUACAAGGACUUAUCGAGAACCAGGAGUAUAUAUUCCGCGUGAUGGCUGUUAAUGAGAACGGCAUGGGUCCGCCACUUGAGGGAUUGAAUCCCAUCCGCGCUAAGGCGCCGAUAGAUCCACCCUCACCCCCAGGCAUUCCAGAAAUUACUGAGAUCGGCGGCGACUUUGUGCAUUUGGAAUGGAGCAAGCCGGAAUCGGAUGGCGGUGCUCACAUUCAAGGCUACUGGAUCGACAAACGAGAAGUUGGCAGCGAGACAUGGCAGCGUGUCAACGCUAUCAUCUCCGCUGCUAAUCAGAUCAACUGCCCCAAUCUGAUCGAAGGCCGGCAAUAUGAGUUCCGGGUCUUUGCUCAGAAUGUGGCAGGCCUAUCUAAGGCAUCGACCGCGUCCCAAGCAGUCAAGAUCAUAGAUCCAAAGGCGGCAACGCCUCCUUUGAUUGUGAAACCGCUACGCGAUGCCAACUGCAUUCAAAAUCAUAAUGCCCAAUUCACAUGUACAAUAACUGGGGUACCAAGGCCAACAAUUACCUGGUAUAAGGGAGCCCGCGAGAUCUCCAACGGUGCCCGCUACCACAUGUACUCGGAGGGUGACAAUCACUUCCUUAACAUUAAUGACAUAUUUGGUGAGGAUGCUGAUGAAUACGUCUGCCGUGCUGUCAACAAGGCCGGUGCGAAAUCCACUCGAGCCGCUCUUGCCAUUAUGACUGCUCCGAAAUUAAAUGUUCCACCACGAUUCAGGGACACUGCCUACUUCGAUAAGGGCGAAAAUGUUGUUAUUAAAAUUCCCUUCACAGGAUUCCCCAAACCACGCAUUCAUUGGGUUCGCGAAGGCGAGAACAUCGAGUCUGGUGGCCACUACAAUGUGGAUGUUAAGGAGCGUCACGCUGUCUUGACCAUCAGAGAUGGCUCGCGCUUGGAUUCGGGACCAUAUAAGAUUACGGCCGAGAACGAACUUGGCUCUGACACGGCAAUCAUCCAUGUGCAAAUCAGCGAUCGCCCGGAUCCGCCACGCUUCCCAUUAGUAGAAAGCAUUGGCACCGACUCACUUUCCUUAAGCUGGAAGGCUCCCGUUUGGGAUGGUGGCAGUGACAUUACCAACUACCUUGUCGAGCGCCGAGAGCAUCCUCUCUCCUCUUGGAUUCGUGUUGGCAAUACUCGUUUCACUUCGAUGGCCGUCUCCGGCCUGACGCCUGGAAAGGAGUAUGACUUCCGAAUCUUUGCCGACAAUGUUUACGGUCGUUCUGACUCAUCAGAAGUUAGCACAUUAAUUAAGACAAAGGAAUCGAUCAAAAAGAAGCCAGCCGAACGCAAAUAUGAAGUCGAUGCGAAUGGCAAGAAAAUCCGUGGAAAGGCCGAUGGGCCCAUCAAGGAUUACGAUUCAUAUGUUUUCGAUAUCUAUUCGAAAUUCGUGCCUCAGCCAGUCGAAAUUUCGCAACAAAGUGUUUAUGACAGAUAUGACAUUUUGGAGGAGAUCGGAACAGGUGCUUUCGGUGUAGUCCACCGAUGCCGCGAGCGCAGCACCGGUAACAUUUUCGCCGCCAAGUUUAUUCCCGUCUCGCAUGCCGUUGAGAAAGAUUUGAUUCGUCGCGAGAUCGAUAUCAUGAAUCAAUUGCACCAUCAGAAGCUAAUCAAUCUGCACGAUGCAUUUGAAGACGAUGACGAAAUGGUUCUUAUUCUGGAAUUCCUGUCUGGCGGAGAGCUAUUUGAGCGCAUUACCGCCGAGAAAUAUGUGAUGACCGAGGCAGAAGUCAUCAACUACAUGAGACAGAUCUGCGAAGGCAUCAGGCAUAUGCAUGAGAAGAACAUCAUUCAUCUGGAUAUCAAGCCAGAGAAUAUCAUGUGCCAAACUCGCUCUAGCACGAGUGUGAAGCUAAUUGACUUUGGCUUAGCCACUCGUUUGGAUCCCAAUGAAGUCGUAAAGAUCACUACUGGUACUGCCGAGUUUGCGGCCCCCGAAAUUGUCAAUAGAGAACCAGUUGGUUUCUAUACUGACAUGUGGGCCACUGGCGUGCUGGCCUAUGUUUUACUAAGCGGGCUAUCGCCAUUCGCCGGUGACAAUGAUGUACAGACUCUGAAGAAUGUCAAGGCAUGUGACUGGGACUUUGAUUUGGAAGCAUUCAGACACAUAUCGGAGGAGGGUAAGGACUUUAUUCGCAAGCUUCUUUUGGCGAACAAGGAAAAGCGAAUGACUGCACACGAGUGUCUGCUUCAUCCCUGGUUAACUGGAGAUCACAGCGGCCUGACCCAAAAGAUUGCUCGUGAUCGCUAUCUUGCUUAUCGUGACAAGCUUCGCAAGAAGUACGAGGACUUCGAGAAAUAUCUCCUUCCCAUUGGUCGGUUGUCGGAGUAUUCGUCGCUGCGUAAGCUACUGAUGGAGAAAUACAAAAUCCACGACGCGGUCUUUGAUCGUCGCCAAGCAGCACCCCGCUUCGUCAUCCGGCCAUCAUCGCAGUUCUGCUAUGAGGGCCAGAGCGUGAAAUUCUACUGCAGGUGCAUAGCAAUUGCCACGCCCACACUCACUUGGUCACACAACAAUAUAGAGUUGCGACAAAGUGUCAAGUUCAUGAAACGCUACACCGGCGACGACUACUACUUUAUCAUUAAUCGAGUGAAGCUAGAUGACCGUGGCGAGUACAUAAUUCGUGCUGAGAACCACUAUGGAUCUAGAGAGGAGGUCGUGUUUCUCAAUGUCCAUCCGUUGCCCAAGGAGCAGCCCAGAUACCGCACCGAGUCGACGCCAGUGCGCAGGCGCGAGCCUCUACCCUACACCUUCUGGCAGGAAGAGUCCGAGUCGGCACCUAGUUUUACAUUCCUUUUGCGUCCACGUGUGAUGCAGGCUCGCGACACAUGCAAACUUCUGUGUUGCCUCAGUGGCAAGCCUGUGCCCACUGUCAAGUGGUACAAGGACGGACGCGAGCUUAGCAAGUACGAGUAUGCCAUGACCCACUCAGAUGGUGUUGUGACAAUGGAAAUUAUUGACUGCAAACCAUCGGACUCUGGCAAGUACACUUGCAAGGCAACCAAUUGCCAUGGAACAGAUGAAACCGAGUGUGUCGUCAUUGUUGAAGGAGAAUGGGUUACGCCUGAACAGGCAGAACUUGCGCACAACUUCCUUUACUCAGGAGAUCGGAAAUAUAUUGAGCAACCCAUAAAACCAGCUCCACCGCCGGUUAUAACAACCCGCCAGUUCACAUCAUCUUCAACCAACAAAUCCGAAACAAAGGAUGGCAAUACCAUAAUCACAUCAAGCUCAAGUUCCUCAACUACACAGAAUAGCAUUUCAGGCAAGAAGAAAUAUGCGGCCAAUAGCUUACAGACACCUGGAAGCCCAUCAAGAUCUCGUAGUGCCACAAAAGAGCUAAUCCUUCCCCCAGAUGAUUCCUUAAUGUGCAAGCCGGAAUUCACGAAGCCGCUUCACGAUCAGAGCAUUCGGGACGGUGAGCAGCUAGUCUUAAGCUGCCACGUUAAGGGCGAUCCAGAGCCACAAAUUACUUGGUCGAAGAAUGGAAAGUCCAUUGCCUCCUCUGAUAUCAUGGACCUUAAAUACAAGAAUGGCGUUGCCACUCUCACCAUCAAUGAGGUGUUCCCUGAAGACGAGGGCGUCUUCACAUGCACGGCAACGAACUCUAUUAGCGCGGUCGAGACCAAGUGCAAAUUAACUGUGAAACCCUUAGAUAAGAAUGCCAGCAAGCGUCAUGUUGUUGCCAGCGACAAGCCCCCGAAAAUAGUCAGCCAUCUGGAGUCGCGCUUCGUAAAAGAUGGAGAUGCGGUUACUUUGGCUUGCCGUAUCAUUGGCCCAGAACAUUUUGAUGUGGUCUGGCUGCAUAACAACAAAGAAAUCAAACCCAGCAAGGACUUCCAAUACACAAACGAGGCAAACAUUUACCGCCUGCAAAUAGCCGAGAUCUUCCCUGAAGACGGCGGUACCUAUACCUGUGAGGCCUUCAACGAUGCCGGUGAAUCCUUCAGUAGCUGCACAAUUAAUGUCACCGUUCCUGGAGAUGAGCCCAAGCAACCGGCAUUUACACAGUUCCCCAUUUCCGUUUCGGUUGUCGAGGGCGAGAGCGCCACAUUCGAGUGCGCCUUGGAUGCGGAACUCUUGAACCUUGCAUGGCUGAAGGAUGGCAAGCCCAUUGACGAGACGCGCGCUCGCUACUCAUUCACCAAGGACGGCAAUCACUAUACUUUCAACAUGGCCAAGUGUAACAUGGACGACGUUGGACAGUAUCAGGCCAAGGCUGUGGCCAAGAAGGGCGAAAGCUUGUGUGCGUUCUCCGUGAAUGUGCACACUGCUGAUGCUUAAUCUAUCAACGACUGUAUGAAACUUACCUACUAGAUAAUUAACGAACUAACUAGACUGCUCAUAGCCCAUUCGCAUACCUGCCCGAGUUGCAUACUCAUUCAUAGUUUUGAUAUUUUUACGUUUUUAUUAUGUAUAAACUCACUUACAAAACAUUGACAACAAGAGAAGAGCAAUCCAAAUUCAGGUGUGCCGCUUAUGUGACUACUGCUAGCAUCCUCAACCAACACCAACAACAAAUACGAUAAUCACAUAAGCAGUUUCACCUGGUUUGCAUGUUGCCGUAAACGAAAAGAAAACGUGUGCCCGGCGAUUGACAAAACAAAAAAUAAUAGUUAAAAAUAAAAACAUACAAAUAUAAUAUGCAUAAACAGGAAAAAAUAUAAUUAUGAAAUUGGAAAAUAAAAAAUGAAAUAAUAUGCAA
Molecule: messenger RNA, 27851 nt
Organism: Drosophila willistoni
Lineage: Eukaryota; Metazoa; Arthropoda; Insecta; Diptera; Drosophilidae
Gene: bent
Product: twitchin
Exons: 46
Coding region: 116-27430 (9104 amino acids)
Biological process (GO): protein phosphorylation
Molecular function (GO): protein binding; ATP binding; protein kinase activity
Source: RefSeq, a predicted model, not a curated record